GUUCUCUCCCGACUCCCGUCUCUUAGUCCUCUCGUGUCUCUUCAUUUUUAUCGGUUCCCGUCUGAGUUCUCUCAACGGCGACGGCGACGGCGAUGGCGACUGCGACGACGACGGCGGUAGGGACGGCGACUGCGACGGCGACGGCGAUGGCGAUCGAUUGAGGGACAAAGCCCCUUUCUUCUGCAAGUCUCUCCUUCGUCCCUCUUCCUUCUGCGACGGCGACGGCAACAGAGCAUGUCCUGCGCGCGCUCUGCUCUGGACUGAGGGGCCGCCAUCUUCACUUUGCCGGCUAUACACCUCCAGUUUGCGACUCAUCCUCUCGUCCGACGGUUCCAGCUCUUUGAUUCGCCUCACCGACUUGGCAAUCUCGGCGUUCUUGGAGCAGAUCAGGCCCUCCGGCAGCGGGACGAGGAACGCUGUCUCUGGGACGACCUCGUGCUCGGGGAGCUCGAGCUUGACGUGCGACGGCGGCUUCGGCGAUUUCUGGAAGCCCAUCGCCAUCUUCACUUUGCCGGCUACCAUCGGAGGGAGAUUAUGGAGCUUGGGUUUCCGGACGACGGUUGUAAUUACUUGGGGCAUUUGAGGGAGAUUAGAAAUGUGGGCGGGGGUUCCGCUUUCUAUCAGAAUCCUAAGGCUAGGCUUGAUCUGGUCCCGAAAGAUGUCAAGAAGCUGAGGUUGGGAUUACAGGGUAUGGAAGAAAGGGGUGAGUUUGCGUUUGAGUGGACCUUCCAUCUUUCUAUUUUGAAGACCAAAAAAAUCUACAUUGUUCUUGUCUGGUGCAGGGUCUUAGCUUUUCUUGUUGCUUCUCAGAUUCUUUGGAUCAUCACAUUUUAUUCUACAGCUUGUCGUAGUCUCUCCUCACUGAGAUCUCUGAGUGUGGUCAAGCUGUGACAUUCGAAGAGGCAUUUACAUAGAAAUAUGUAUGUCGUCUGGUGGAAAUGCACCUCUUUAUACAUAUUUGUGCUAGCAUAUGCUUCUUUGUAUCUUUGUAUGACCCUGGUGGUGGUUGAAUUUUGAUCACAAUAGAACUAAUAUUGUGGGGAAAUUAUGCACAACGGAUGAUGAUUCAGAUUCUCAACAGUAUUUCCUCUCUGGCCCAUUCAGCUAUUCCCUAGUUAUCAGCGUUUACUUAUCA
Eucalyptus grandis is the source of this 1135-nucleotide messenger RNA. RefSeq names its product phosphatidylinositol:ceramide inositolphosphotransferase 1-like. Bases 535 to 891 code for a protein of 118 amino acids. The transcript is spliced from 4 exons. Lineage: Eukaryota; Viridiplantae; Streptophyta; Magnoliopsida; Myrtales; Myrtaceae. The record is from RefSeq and is a predicted model, not a curated record.